This is a messenger RNA of Suncus etruscus (white-toothed pygmy shrew), 663 nucleotides long. Its product is annotated as claudin-22-like. The coding region runs from base 1 to 663 and encodes 220 amino acids. Gene Ontology annotation, biological process: cell adhesion; bicellular tight junction assembly. Gene Ontology annotation, cellular component: bicellular tight junction; plasma membrane. The record is from RefSeq and is a predicted model, not a curated record. Gene Ontology annotation, molecular function: structural molecule activity. The transcript has a single exon. NCBI's taxonomy places the organism in Eukaryota, Metazoa, Chordata, Mammalia, Eulipotyphla, Soricidae.
AUGGCGCCCUCCUUUCACACGGGAGCUCAACUGGGGGGCCUUUUGCUGGGUGCCCUGGGCUGGGUCCUCUCCUGUCUCAUCAACUACCUGCCGCUUUGGAAGAACCGCAACCUGGGCUUAAACGUGAUGGAGAACUGGACGCUGGGGCUUUGGCAGGCGUGCGUGGUGCAAGACGAGGUGGGCUGGCAGUGUAAGGCCUUCGAGUCCUUCCUGGCUCUGCCGGCCGAGCUCAGGCUGGCCCGCGUCCUGAUGUUCCUGGCCAACGGGCUGGGCUUGUUGGGCCUACUGCUGGCCGGUCUGGGCCUGGACCAUCUGCGCAUCAGAGAGCGGUCCCCUGAGCUCAAGAAGCGCCUGCUGGUGUUGGGGGGACUGGUGCUGGGGGCAGCAGGUGUGGCGGUGCUGGUGCCCGUGUCCUGGGUGGCCUAUGGGACUGUGCAGGAAUUCUGGGACGAGGCUGUGCCGGACAUUGUGCCCCGUUGGGAAUUAGGAGAUGCACUUUUCCUGGGCUGGUUCGGGGGACUGUGUCUGCUCCUAGGAGGGGGACUGCUUAACUGUGCAGCCUGCUCGGGGCCAGGGACCCCCGAAGCCGGCCGUUACACUGUAGUAGAAGCCAGAUACUCAGGAGAACAGGUGGAGAUGAAACCAGCCUCCCUGAGCAUCUGA